This is a messenger RNA of Ilex paraguariensis (yerba mate), 870 nucleotides long. The record is from the annotation of a GenBank genome assembly. NCBI's taxonomy places the organism in Eukaryota, Viridiplantae, Streptophyta, Magnoliopsida, Aquifoliales, Aquifoliaceae.
AUCAAAAAUAUUUAAAAACUGGGAUUAUAGUUCUGAAGUUGAACCGAGUCUCUCCCUUCUGCAGUGCUAUUAUUUUUCUCCAUAAUACCUGGCAUCUGUUAAUCUCUAUCUCUCUAUAUUGAUAAUUUGCCUUCUAGAUUUAUUGCAGAAGCAAAGGAGACAAUCUUUCCACCUUCAUGAGUAUAAGAAAGUUUUUGUAGUUUACUUUAGAUUGAAAGUUUUUGUAGCUUACAUUAGAUUAACUUAUGUGAGAUAUUCUGCUUAACUUUUUAUGAAGCUAUCUAUCCAGUGAAAUCUAACUUGGCAAUGUCAAGUCAAUUUGGAUUUACUACUUUGACAGGGUCAACUCAGUCAGAAUUGCUGAAGUUGCAGAAGGAGAAGUUAAGAGCAAUGGAUAUCAAAGACACACUAGAAAGGCUAGACAAGUCAUUACAAUUAGUAAACGGGAAUGUUUCUGUGGUUGCUGCCGAGCUUGCUAUUCAAUCCGUAGAGUUGCAGUUCCAUAAAACGAGAACGAGAAGAAAAUUGCAAUGAUGAUGAUGGUGCGGAGAAGAAGGGAAGAAGAGAUGUCACAAAACCUCUAUCCAUAUUUGGCACUUGAUUGGAAAUAGGAAGCAGCAUUCCAGUUACAAAUGAAAGCCAACAGCCCUUCUGGCUAUAAGAAUUUUAGGGGAUUGAAUAUUUGCACACACGACUUGGAUUGUCUCCUUUUUCAUUAUUUUUUUCGGUUUUUUGUUGUUCAGAUGGUUGCAUUGCUUGGGUAAAAUCUCUCUCUCUCUCCCCUGUUGUGAGUCUUGAAGUCUUACUUGGUUGUGGGCUUGUCAAGUGCAUUCGGCUCUUCAGACAAGGGCCUCCAGCUGUACAUUAGUA